This is a messenger RNA of Ananas comosus (pineapple), 1436 nucleotides long. RefSeq names its product phosphoglucan phosphatase LSF2, chloroplastic. Bases 111 to 995 code for a protein of 294 amino acids. The record is from RefSeq and is a predicted model, not a curated record. Gene Ontology annotation, cellular component: chloroplast. Gene Ontology annotation, biological process: starch catabolic process; protein dephosphorylation. NCBI's taxonomy places the organism in Eukaryota, Viridiplantae, Streptophyta, Magnoliopsida, Poales, Bromeliaceae. The transcript has 6 exons. Gene Ontology annotation, molecular function: carbohydrate phosphatase activity; starch binding; protein tyrosine/serine/threonine phosphatase activity.
CAUCCCCAUCCCCAUUCCCCACCCAACCCCGCCUUUUUCUCUCCAUCGCCUCGAAGCUCCGAUCGAAUUGCUCACAGAGCUUGUGCUCGAUCGAUCCGAUCACGACGAAGAUGGGAUCGAUACCCCAUGUCUCCCCCUUCUCCUCCCCCAUCUCCUCCUCGUUCUCCUCCUCUCUCCGCCGAUCCCUCCCGCGAUCGAUCUCUUUCACCAAUUCGAUCAUCGGGAGCACGAAGACGAAGAUCGGAUCCGCCGCGCGAAGGUUCCGGAUCCAUUGCGCGGUCUCGGAGAGCGGGACGAUGGAGGGGAGCCGCCGCGGUGGCGAGAGGAGCGGCGGAUCCGGGCGCAGGGAGGAGGACUACAAUACCGUGAUGAAGAGGCUGAUGAGGAACCCCUACGAGUACCACCACGACCUUGGCAUGAAUUAUACUAUCAUAAGUGAUAGCUUGAUUGUUGGAUCCCAACCUCAGAAGCCUGAAGAUAUCGAUCACUUAAAAGAAGAGGCGAACGUCGCGUACAUUCUCUGUUUGCAGCAGGACAAGGACAUGGAGUAUUGGGGAGUUGAUUUCCAAGCUAUUCUUGCGCGAUGCAAGGAGCUCUGUAUUCGGCACAUGAGAAGGCCGGCGAGGGACUUUGAUCCAGAUUCCUUGAGGUCUCAAUUGCCGAAAGCAGUUUCUUCACUAGAGUGGGCCAUAUCAGAGGGCAAAGGAAGAGUCUAUGUUCACUGUAGUGCUGGACUGGGCAGGGCACCUGCGGUUGCUAUCGCUUAUUUGUUCUGGUUCUGUAACAUGAAUCUCAACGCAGCAUAUGAGAAAGUGACUUCGAAAAGGCCCUGUGGACCUAACAAGAGAGCUAUUCAAGGGGCGACUUACGAUCUGGCGAAGAACGAUCCAUGGAAAGAGCCUUUUGAGAGCUUGCCCGAGCAUGCCUACAGUGGUGUUGCUGAUUGGGAGAGGACGCUGAUCCAAGACAGAGUGCGUGGACUGCGAGGAACUUGAGCAACCGUAUGGAACAAGGGAUUAUUAUAAACUUACAAUCUAGGAAGAAAGACCAGAUCUAAAAAGAAACCCCUUUUUUUGCAAAAACCUAAGGAGAAGUACUGCAAUAAAAAAUAAUUGAAUGUUAAGUACCAGAAUCAAAACUUUGGAAGCGUGGUAUACAUCUCAAAUUGUGCUAUAGCCCUUCGACUGGCUCGUCGACAAAAUCGCAGUCACAGGGUGGAAAGUGGUGCAGAGUUGCAGAGUUCAGAAGCAGCUUCUGAAGAUAAAAAUUAUCUUGGUGCUAGCAAGGAUCACUUAGCUUUAUCAAUCUCUGUAAUGUGUUUCUUAGACUUACGAUGAUAAAGAAAUGCGGAAAUUGUACCUAUGUAUAAGCUUUUGAUUUUUUCCUAUUGCAUGUUUUAUUAUAUUUACAGCAAUUAUGCAAAGGUGUUCUCAGAA